UGCUGCGCUGACACCGGCGGGCUGGAGAGCGGAGCUGCCUGCAGCGGGCAGCGCGCUUCCCUCCUUCCCUUCCCCGCCCCGCCUCGCCCUCUCCCCCGCCUCAAGCUCGCUCUCUCUGGAUGUUUAAGGCGAGGAUGAACAAACAGAUCCAGCCCGACCGCAAAGUGUCGGUGGUGGCCCCUUUGCCGGAGCGCCCGGGGCCGCCUCCCCCGCGAAAGGACGUGGAGCUGAUCCUGGUGAAGGAGCACAACGGCGUGCAAUACACCAGCAGCAACCUCCUGCCCGCCACCCCCGCGCCCCACUACGGCCCCCAGGAGAGAGAGACGUGGGGCAAAAAGAUCGACUUCCUCCUCUCCGUCAUCGGCUUCGCUGUGGACCUGGCCAACGUCUGGAGGUUCCCCUACCUCUGCUACAAAAAUGGAGGGGGUGCUUUUCUUAUUCCCUACAUCCUCUUCCUAAUCAUUGCUGGAAUGCCCCUGUUCUAUAUGGAAUUAGCACUGGGACAGUACAACCGAGAAGGAGCUGCCACUGUGUGGAAGAUCUGUCCAGUGUUCAAAGGUGUAGGCUAUGCAGUGAUACUCAUAGCUCUUUACGUGGGUUUCUACUACAACGUUAUCAUAGCUUGGUCUCUAUAUUAUCUAUUUUCAUCAUUCACAUUUGAGCUCCCUUGGACGAACUGCGACAACAGUUGGAAUAGCCCAAACUGUACAGAUCCCAAACUCUUCAACGCGUCAGUGCUUGGCAAUGGCACCAAAUACUCUAAGUACAAGCUCACUCCUGCUGCUGAAUUUUAUGAGCGAGGAGUUCUGCACCUGCAUGAAAGCCGUGGAAUCCACGACCUUGGCUUGCCUCGCUGGCAACUUUCCCUCUGCCUCUUGGUGGUGGUAAUCAUUCUUUUCUUUAGUCUGUGGAAAGGCGUGAAGACUUCAGGAAAGGUUGUAUGGAUAACAGCCACUUUGCCUUAUGUUGUAUUAUUUGUCUUGUUAAUACAUGGAAUAACCCUGCCUGGUGCAUACAAUGGAAUAAAUGCAUAUCUGCAUAUAGAUUUCAGAAGAUUAAAAGAAGCCACGGUAUGGAUUGAUGCGGCUACUCAGAUAUUUUACUCCUUAGGAGCUGGGUUUGGUGUUUUAAUUGCAUUUGCCAGUUACAAUAAGUUUGACAACAACUGUUACAGGGAUGCUUUGCUGACUAGCACCAUUAACUGUGUCACAAGCUUCAUCUCAGGAUUUGCAAUUUUCUCCAUUCUGGGCUACAUGGCUCAUGAGCACAAAGUUAAAAUUGAGGAUGUAGCCACUGAAGGAGCUGGUUUAGUUUUCAUCCUCUAUCCAGAGGCAAUUUCAACUCUCUCGGGAUCUACAUUUUGGGCUGUGGUAUUCUUCAUCAUGCUCCUUACUCUUGGCAUUGAUAGUUCUAUGGGUGGAAUGGAGGCUGUCAUCACUGGCCUGGCAGAUGAUUUUCAUAUUCUGAAGCAGCAUAGAAAGCUCUUUACCUUUGGUGUUUCAUUUGGCACUUUCCUUCUUGCUCUUUUUUGCAUCACCAAUGGUGGAAUUUAUGUGCUCACGCUUCUGGACACUUUUGCGGCUGGGACUUCAAUAUUGUUUGCUGUCUUAAUGGAGGCAAUUGGAGUUUCCUGGUUUUAUGGUGUAGACAGAUUCAGUGAAGAUAUCCAACAAAUGAUGGGCUUCAAGCCAGGCCUCUACUGGAGAUUGUGCUGGAAGUUUGUUAGCCCUGCUUUUUUGUUGUUUGUUGUAAUAGUCAGCAUAAUAAACUUCAAACCUCUGACCUAUGAUGACUACACCUUCCCUCUCUGGGCAAAUCGCAUUGGCUGGGGAAUAGCAUUAUCUUCAAUGAUACUUGUGCCUGCCUAUAUUAUCUAUAAAUUUAUGAAUGUGCGUGGGACCUUUAAAGAAAGACUAGCUUACUGCAUCACACCUGAAAAUGAACACCAGCUCGUGGCCCAAGGAAAUGUCAGGCAGUUUAAGCUUCAACACUGGCUAACAAUAUGACAACCAACAGGUUGAGGAAAAAAAAACCAAUAUGUGUUAAAGCUAAACUGGGAAUACAGAAAAGUCAAGUUCAAAGCUCCCUCAAUGAUGCUUGGACCAGUCUGGCUCAGAGCUUACCUACUGACUCUUUGAGGGAAGACAUCUGCUCUCUGUUCUCAAUGCCUCCCUUCUAUUACUUGGCUUCAAAUGAUCUUUAAAGACUCCAUUUAUUUUUUCUUAUAUCUUUUGGUGCCAUGAGAUCCCUACGUGACCAAAACUUGCGAGUUUUGCUAUUAGCAGAAGUGGAGGAGGGGGGAGUAGAGGAAAAAAAGCAAUCUACGUACAUUAAAUGCUCUUUUAUCAUGAAGAAGCAAAUUCAGCUUUUCUGACAGUAAUAAUUACUUGAGAUACUCAUGCCACGACCUAAUUUAAACCAAGAACUGAACGUUCUUAGAUCUAAAGAAAGGGUACACCUCAAUUAUGAGGAAAGAGCAGCUUUACCUACGUAUUAAUGUCAUUAGCUUUCUUGCCAUGCUAUCCUUUGGGAUAUGAGUUUGCAUCCUUCUGAAAUGAAGACUCAGUGCUUCAUUUUCAGUGGUUUGCUAUUAGUUUCUUCUCUUGGUGAAGAAGGUUGUCUUUACUGUAUAUGUCUGUGCCAUUUUCUGUCCAUUUAAUCCUACAGGCUGAGAAGUAACAGGAACAGAACCCUUUCUGGAGCUACUAAGUACAGAAUUCAGUUUAAUAUCACACUGUACUUAGUGAAAAUAUAUUAUGACAACAAUUGAAAUAGCUUUAUCAUAUGAUCCAUACUUUACUGACUUUUUCAGUUAAUUAUAAAACUUCUCAUAGAAAUAGUGACACAACUUUUUUUUCCACUUUGUAUCAAAUAAAGAACCACAUAUAAAACAUGUAGAAAGAGAUCGUGAUUUUUAGAGUUAUUUAAAUCUACCCAGAAGCACCAAAACACUCAGCUUUGGCUUUAUUCUUCUAUUGUAAGCAAGCUAUUAUACUCUUACUGGAUUCAGCUACCAAAACAUAGCAAGAUUGUACUGAACAACUUAGAAGAAUAAGUCUAUUCCUGCUCUUCUCUGGUAGCAUUAUGCAAGCUAGAAGAUACAGAACAAACUGCAUUUGGGUGCUGAUCUCAUUCUCUGUGGCACAUAUCACUGUAGCAUUUUCCCAGUAGAUUUUUUUUUCCAGUAGAUGUGGUAGCUGAGUUACUUCUUGUCGUUAUUUAUUACUAGAUAAGCUUUUUCAGAAGUUGUUGCUUUUCAUCUGAAUCCAGCCAAGAUCUUACCUCUGGACCUUACCUCUUAUAUUAUUAUUAUUAUUUUGCUUCUGUAUAUUCAAUUCAGUUUCUUUUUUUAAAAUGUAUGUAGUGCUUCUUCUUAAAGAGAUUGUUUUAAAGGAUGGAGCUUUCUUUUUUAUUUAUAAAGCAAUUGUUGGGGGGGGUUCUGUGUUUUUUUUCCUCUCCUACUUUUAAAACAGUCCAAUUUAAAAGCCCCAAGCAAUUUUAGCCUUUUUCAUUUAGCAUUGAUUUCUCUUCAAGAUAACAGUAAGGAAAUUUCUCUCCUUAUCUAUCCUUUUCCUCCAGCAGAAUCAAUACUUCAGCACAAAUUAAGCAUUCUCUCUUCUUAAAGAGAUUGUGUGACAAAGCAGUGGUUUUAUUUAAACGUGGCUUUAAAUCCAAAGGACACUGUUUACUACUUAUAAAGGCAGACAUUUUCUGGCCCUGGCUGAUGGCCAGUAGAAGCUUAAACCAUGUUAUUAAAUAUAUUUCAAUAAUAAAGGAGUUUCAAAAGGUUGCUGUUCUAGUUCUGUAAUUACCUGAAAGUCCAUACAAUGAAAGUGUUGAUUGCUUCAAAAAACAGGGGGAAAGGAGAAAAAAAAAAAUACAACCCAACAUUCCACCAGCUUUGUAGGUAAUCCUUUCUUUAUUGUUUGCUAAACUACAGGGAGAUCUUUUUAUUGUUAUAAAUCUUACUUUUCAAUACAGCUGCUUCAGUGACUGGAUCUGCAGAGUUUGGAAAUCUUCUAACAAAGUUACCAAGUUUUGAAACUCUUGGAGAGCUCUUUAAUGCGGAGCUUUAACAACUAGUCACAUUAUUUAUGGUUUUGCUCAUGUCUGAAAGUGCUAACAACCUGCACCAAUGCUCACUUGUAAGACACCCCGCUACCACUCACACAGGAAAUGUUGUUUCAUCACCUCUCUGCUCUGAAAUAAGUCAAAUUUAUUUCAGAGGGGAGUGAAAUCAGCUGCAUCCAGCAUUUCAUGGUUUGAGUGUAUUUUAAAUACCAACUCCCAAGGCAAAGAUCCACUUAAUUAUUCUUAUUGCUGUUUUUGUUUGACUUCUUAAGUUUAGUGUAAUACUUAUAGCACAAGACUGUAUUGCACCAUUGCCGUCUUGUUCUGAAGUUUGACAGACAAAACUUAUCUUCUAAACAGAAAGCAACAGAGAAAUCAGAGAGAGAGGAAAAUCUAUUACUAGGAAUAGUGCUAAUGAAAAAGACAGUUCAUGAUGCAUAAUUGCACAGCUAGGCUUCGAGUUCAGAUUUUGUCCAGAGGAAGUCAAGCCAAAAUGACAACUUCUGUCCUAGAGAUAGAGAAAAACAUUCUCAGUACCCAAAAGGAUAAGAUGCUCAACUACCUCAUGCCUUCUUGAUGAUAAACAACGCCACUAGGAACAAACUAAUACCCUUUCAAGUACCAAAAAAGCUUUGUGAAGACUAGGUAUAUAAAAACAGGCAUAACUGUGGCACUCAGCUUCUUUCAAACUCCUCCUUUGAGCUCCCUAAUACAUUUUCAAUACUGAAAAUACUAAAUGCCACUAAUGUACUUGUUUCCAUUCAGUUUAACCACUGUCAAUAAGAAGAUUCCCCAGUUAGGUUCUCAUUGCCCUCACCUGCAAGUCUUCCUCCAAGGCUGUCUCGAAUUUUCAGCCAAGCAGCAGCUCACCAUUUCCCCAUCUAUUGUGGGAGCAGACCCACUCUGGGGACUGGUGCUCUUCCAGACAUCCCCAUGCAAUGACAAGUUAUGAUGAUGAACUAAGCAGCCCACUUGCAAAAAAUAUAAACUUUUGGUUGCAAGCUCAUGCAAGAUCUAAUGCCAUCAGCUUGCUAAUUAAGUUGGCUGUUUUAGUAGCACGCUCCUGGGGAGAACUGGUUGAAGAACAGUUCUAGACAAACAUGGUCUUGAAAGAUUUGUUUUAAUCCAAUGAAGGCAGCAGCUGUCAUACAUUGAUGUCUCCUUUCUGACCAACCCACCCUUCUUCCCUGUCACUGAAAAAGACAUGCCUGAAAUCCACAUCGUUUUACCAAGUCUUAAAGUUAACUAACACCAAAGAAAGAUCCUCCAUUUUACUUUGUACUUCUGCUGUCAUCCAGCAGGAUAAUAUUUCAUACAGUUGUUACUAUUCUGUAGUUAAAAUACCAGAACUUCAGGGUUUUAGAAUCUAGUAGAAAGACAGUGGGUCCUUCAUGAGCAAAAGCCCAUAAAGCACUACUUGUAUUCUGUGUUUGGUCUCUGAACCAAAGCUCUUUUUUGUCAGUCCUUUUUGUGUUCUCUCAUGUGCUGAUGCAUACACUCUGGCAACACUUGAAAGAUAUCUUACCAUAGUGAGGGAUUUCACAGGAAAUCCAGGAUCAAACAUAAUAUUUUAAAUAUAGAAUGUAGGAGGAGAAAUACAUGGCUGUUACUAUUGUACAUGUUCCGUAACUGCACGUGCAACAUAUGUUGUAUGUAGUUUUCCCAGAGGAAGUUCCUUCUAAUUGGCUAUUUUUUCCUAGCAAAAUAACUUUUAAACUCUAUUAUUAAAAAAAGUCAAGCUCAAACAUCUUGUGUAUAUACACACUCUCCUAGUCUAUUGUUUUGACAUGAAUUAAGUUUACUUUGUACUGUUAGGUUGUAGGAGAAGGGCACGUAGAAAGUCACUUUUCUUUUAAUGCCUAUUUUACAGUUCUUACAAUUAAUACAAUAGUCAUUAAGAUUUUUUUGGAGCUGGUAGCUUUUAUUCUUAUCCUGGACUGAAUCUGCUAAGUUUCAUGAGGCACUGGUGAACAAUCUCUUUCCUAACAACCAAAUUUAAACCAUAAAUCAGGGAUUUCAAAAGAGAUGAGACUUACAAAUGUCUUAAUUGCUUUGACUAUUUAAAACAUUUUAAAUAGGCCUGAGGUGCCCGGUUAUAAACAGCUAUCACAGCUCCAAUGACAGCAUACAGUCUAUCUGAAGGAGUUAUGCCUGCAUUUUGAGUCCCUCAGAGCAGUAAUACACAUCUAUUCUAAUACAUUUCAUUUUCUCAGGGCUAAGAAUAUUCAAGGUCCACAGAGAUUCUCCCUUAGCCAAUGUGCCAGUUGAUCUCCCUAUAUUAAAGGACACUCUGAUGUUUCAGGUUGAUACCAUGAAAAACAUGUUUGUCUACAGUAUCAGGCUACAGUUAUUUUACUAAAACUUUCAAGAGCCUUCCUCAGAGAGAAAACAGGUCACUGAAUUUUAGAGAGGAUCAAGGAAGGAAAAGGCUGCAUCUUAAAGAUCCAUUUCAAACGUUUCUGUUGUAUGGAAAAGGAUUCCUUUUGCUCAACGAUUUCAGCCCUUGUGACAGACUGAAAUGGGGGGAAAAAAACUCUAAGCAAUUGCUUCACUCCACAUUCUCAAUUUUUGCCAGCCAUCAGACAAGGGUGCUCAAAAUGGCCAAGUAAUCAUGCACACAUUCUUUAUCUGUGAUUAAAAAUACAGUUGCUUGGUUUUACCUACAUAAGUUUACCUGGGGAAUGGCAAGACCUGUACGCCAUGCCACAUGUAGGAGAAACUUCUACCAAGACAAAAAAAAAAAAAACUUACAUAUUUUGUACAUUGCUCAUAACAAAAAUUACAUAAGUCUAAGACUCUGAGCUGGUAAUUUGUACAGCAGUACUGUACACUGCCAGAGAACAAAUUAGACACACCUACAUGCAUCAGAUAUUGACAGACGUGUCAACCAGCAGAAAAUAUCACCAGCUGCUUUUAAUGGCUGAAUUUAAUCACUUUUCCUUUGCCAUCUAAAAGCUGAAUAUAUUCAGACAACUUUCAACCACUACAUGGCUGACCUAGAAGAAACACACAGAAAUUGAAGAUAAGUAACAGAAAUCACAACUAUUCAGCAGAGCUGUUCUCCUUUGAGGGUUGUCUAGACACAUAGAUAUAAGUGCUGAGCAAGUGGUUGGAGACGGAUGCAGUCAGGGAACAAGCAGGAAGGCUAAAUUCAGAACCAAGCCUUCAUUCAGAAGAACCAUUCCUCUACUGCCAGGAGUUGUGUGUUGAAGGCAAUGGGUGUUUUUGUGCCUAAGCACUGACAGAAAGAUUGGGCCACCUGUGUUAUGCUUUACCCCUUUCUAAAAGCAUUCUCAUUGUUUGCUUUUCAAUUGCCAUGUUAGACAACAGUUCCUUAAUUUCUUUAAUGAGAAUACCAGAAUAAUUUCAGCAAGCUACAAAAAAUCACUAAGCCUUAAGUUGGCUCUCUUAAAGGUGUCAAGUUGUUUCUUGGUUACUGUCAGAGCAACCUGUAUUUGUAGUUACAUUGCACACUCUGAACCUAUCUGCAGGACUUAAUUUGCCUGUGCUAUGGGUAAUAUCAGUUCUUAAGGGAGAAUCUCCAAAUAGUAUACUUUAAAAAUAACUUCUAAUAGGCCUGAAGAAGAUUUGCCUUACAGAUAAAAGCUUUAUAGUGAGCAUUUACAUGGUUUACAUUAUUGUUUUACUUAAUUUUUAAUGCCUUUUUAAGCAGUGACUAGACUUUCCUUAGAUAAGAGUACCUCUGUAUAGGAAAUAUUUUUACAAGAUUUUAUUGUGGUUUUUUUUUUUUUUUCAAUUUAAUAGAAUAUAAGCAUAUAUUGUAAGGCAAGAAAUUCAACGUUAGCGUAACAAGGUUAUCACACAGGACCUAUUUGUCCAUUAUAAGGUUUUGUAGUUAAGCAGUCUAGUUCAAUGGCACUGUGGCCUUUGAGUAUAAAUGUUAAAAAUGUGAUAAAAGAAAAAACCAUUAUCUACAGCUAAUGCACACUGUAGCACAAUAUUCUCCACUGUUGCCUUAAUUUCAUAAGAGAAAUUUAUAUAGUUUUUAAUUUAUAUUCUUAAAAACAACAACAACAAAAAAGAGGCAACCUUUAGCUGCAAUUUUGUUUUGUUAGAAGACAUAGCAUUGAACUGACUGAGUAUCAAAUAGGUCUACUUCCAAAGCAAGAGAUUUCAUUGCAGUUUUUAGGAAAAAAAAAUUCUCAUAGGAGUUCAGAACUUGCCAUUAGUAAAAAUACUCUCUGAAGUGCCCCAGUGACCAAAAGUGUCCUAACAGCCAUAAUGUUUCCAUGUCUGAUUCAGUGUAAUCCACAGGUCCAUUUGCCCCCCCUUCCCCUCUCUCCUCUUUGUUGUUUCUUGUGGUUUGUUUGUUUUUGUUGUUUUGUUUUUUAAUCUUUGAUUAUCUGGGGGAAAUGGCAUUCUACUUUAUUUUUUACUUUAUUUUUUUUUUAAGGGAGACGCAUGCCCAUGUGUGUAAUUAGAAAUACCUACAUUUCUUAGAAAUACAGAUAUGGAUGUGCGUGGUGUGUGCUGGUUAACUAUUCUUAAAAUGCUGAUAAAGAUGGUGAAUGUUAAGUAUUUGUCCUCAUUCUUCUGUCUUUCUGUGGUCGGUGUAAAUAAGACCUGUUUUAAGCUGUGCAUUAAUGUAACAAAUUAUUCCAAUAUUGUGUAUAAAAUUAUUUAAGUAAAUAAUAUCUGACAAAUAUGCACAUAAAGAAUAUAAAGAAAAGUCUUAUGUACCAAGAAUUUACUUAUGGCAGUCAAUUAAAAGCUAAAAUGAA
This is a messenger RNA of Coturnix japonica (Japanese quail), 8813 nucleotides long. RefSeq names its product solute carrier family 6 member 2 (gene SLC6A2). Lineage: Eukaryota; Metazoa; Chordata; Aves; Galliformes; Phasianidae. Gene Ontology annotation, cellular component: axon; plasma membrane; presynaptic membrane. Gene Ontology annotation, biological process: amino acid transport; sodium ion transmembrane transport; dopamine uptake involved in synaptic transmission. The record is from RefSeq and is a predicted model, not a curated record. Gene Ontology annotation, molecular function: dopamine:sodium symporter activity; norepinephrine:sodium symporter activity; neurotransmitter:sodium symporter activity.